Closterium sp. NIES-67 is the source of this 5136-nucleotide messenger RNA. Lineage: Eukaryota; Viridiplantae; Streptophyta; Zygnematophyceae; Desmidiales; Closteriaceae. The record is from the annotation of a GenBank genome assembly.
GUGUUAGCAGAGGAAACCUUGCGUGCGUGACUCGCACAUUCUUGUCGGACGGGCGAAGCAGAAUGAUGUGCAGAUUGCCCUACAGUGCCAGCUUCGCUUGCGUGCAGCUUAUGUUCUGAAAAAAGGAGAGUCUUGGGAUUCCGGUAUUAGGUUGUCUCAAAGUCGCGUGCUGGUACACAGACCUAGAUUCCAAACGGGACAUCUGCAAUACCAAAUAACGUAGUAUGCUGAUUCUGCUGGCUCUCUUACGACGCCACGCAACCCAAUGCAGAUUAUAGUGCAAAAACACAUCGUGUGGAUUUCUCGUUUCGGAGCUGCAUCGUGCUAGCUGCUCCCAUUCCGGUCUAUGGUUCCCCCUCCUGUCACAUUCGCAAUGACAGCGAGAUAAGCGAAAGCCAUCAGCGAUGGACGGUCCUCUCAAGUUUGUUGUCGCGGCAGUUGCAGCCGUCGUCGUCGCGAAGCAAGUCCUUGGAAUCGCAAACCACAACCAGAGGCAAGAGGAGGAACGGCGGCGACGGCGUCGGCGACAGCAACGUUCGCAGCGCGAACAAGACGGCCGUGAUGUGCCGGCGGAAGGGCAGCAGGGCAGGCGGCCGGUGCAGGAGCUGAACGACAUCGAGAGCGUGGGGGAGGAGAGGGACCGCAGCAGGGACCGUUCGUUAUUGUCACAUGGGAGGGUUGGGGCUACGUUUGGCCAGGGAGGCGGGGAAGGGCAUGGGAUUACGAGGGUGGCUCAAACGGGUGGGGCAGCCGGAGCAGGAGCCGGAGGAGGAGGGGGUGGGGAGGGAGGGGGAAGGGGAGGGGGAGGGGGAGGAAGCAAACACAAGGAAGGGCGUACGCGCGCAUCUGGUGGCGCUGCUGCAGCUGCUGCUGCUGUAGCAGAUGUGACUGUAGAUGGCAGGGACUAUUAUGGGGGCUCUGGGGACAGAGCGUCAAGCGAAGGGAGGAAGGAAGAGGAGGAGGAGGGAGAGAGGGGAAGGAAGGACCGGAAAAAGGACCGGAAGGAGAAGAGGAAGAAGAAGAAGGAUAAGAAGGAGGGCAAGGAGAAGGGGAAGGGGAAGGACAGGCAGGGGCGAGAGGAGGGGGAGGAGGGAGAAGAGGGGGAAGAGGAGGCUGGCAAGCUGGCGGAUGGUGUUGAUGCCGAUGUUAGAUGUACCGGUGAUGGUGGAGCGACUGCAGGGGUGGCUGGGAAUGCAGCUGAGCGCAAGGAGGGGCCAGAAGAGGAGAAGGCAGAAGAGGAGGAGAAGAACGAGAAUGCUAAAUCAAAUGCUAAAUCGGGAGACGAGUUUUUUUCUGAGGAGGACGUGCCUGACGUGUGGUCGGACUUUGAGUCGAAGCUCGCUGUGAACGGGCAGAGAGCAGCCGUCAGGGGCACGGCAGCAGCAGGAGCGCGAGGGGCGGACGGGGACGGGGCAUGGGGAGCAGCAGUGGCGGCUGUUUCCAGCGAUGUGCGGGCCAACAGCAAUGUUGCCGGGUCAACAGCAAUAGAAGAGCGGGCGAGAGAGGAGCACGCGAGGGAGGAGCGGGUGCACGAGCUGCUAGCGGCGCAGGAGCAGUCGCUGAGAGAGUCGCACGCGCGUGAGAUAGAGGGGCUUAAAGCGAGGAUAGAGAGGGAAGCCCAGGAGCGCGUGCUAGGGGAAGUGGAGGCCAGGGUGGAGCUGGAGGUUCAGGAGAGAUUGAAAGGCGAGGCACACUUGAAGGAGAUCGAGGGGCUGAAGGCGAGGAUAGAGCGGGAGGUGCAUGAGCGGGUGAUGGCGGAGGUGGCGGAGGUGGAGGCGCGGGUGGCGCAGGAGGUGCAGGAGCGGGAGGCGCUGGAGGAGCAGCAGCGGGCAAUGGCGGAGGAGCACCAGCGGGAGGUGUGGGAGCUGCAGUGCAGCGCGGAGGAGAUGAAGCAGCAGCACGAGCAACUCAUGGCGGAGCUGCAGGAGCUGCGGCAGCUGCGGUACGGGGGCGAGGAGGUGGAGCAACAGCGGCGCGAGGUGGAGAGGGAGCGGGCGGAGGUGGUGCGGCUGCGCAAGGGCAUGGCGGAGAGCGUGUUCCAGAAGCAGCAGUGGGCGCAGGACGUGCAGGAUAUGGACAAGAUCAAAAAGGAGGUGAACGAGCUGAGGGCGCGAGAGAGGGAGCUGCAAAAGCAGCUGAGGAUUGGCUCGGGCUCUGCCUCGGAGAUCACUGCGCUCAAGCAGGUGGUGGCGUCCCUUAAAGCCCGCGAGGAGGAGGUGAACGCUAAGGAGGCUCUGGCGCUGGCAAAGCAGAAGGAGGUGGAAGUGAUGCGCAAGGCGCAGGAGAAGGUGGAGGUGGAGCUGGUGGAGGCGCGAAGGGUCAACAACGAGCUGCAGCUGCAGAGGAGGAAGAUGAGCGUGCAGCUGGCAGAGGCUCAGGCGCACAUUGAUCGGCUCAUAGCACCAGAGAGCCAGCAGAUGAAGAAGGCGCAGAUGGAGGCCAUGCUGCUGCGGCAGAGAGUGGCUGACUUGCUGCGACAGGUGGAGGGUCUGCAGAACAGCCGCUUCAGCGAGGUGGAGGAGGUGGUGUACCUGCGGUGGGUGAACGCGUGUCUGCGCUUUGAGCUGCGCCACAACAAGGCAAUGCCAGGGGGCAGGGACUCCGCCCUCUCCCUCAACAACAACCGCAGCCCGCGCUCGCAGGACCGUGCCAAGCAUCUCAUGCAGCAGUUUGCAGAUGGCUACCCCACAGGGGAUGCUGCUGGUUCCGGUGCUGGUGGUGCCCGGUACAACGACGACGACUCGGACUCUCUCUCCCUCUACAACGACUCUGCCUCCUUCGCCUCGUCGCCCGACCGCGGCAGUGCUGCUGCCACGGACGACCCCUUCCACUCCUCGCCCGACAGCUACGGGCGGGGCGGAGGCGCAAGAAAGUCGAGAACCCCCGGGCCUGGGAAGGGCGGGAGGGGGGCCGGGUGGGGGGCAGGGGUUAGUGGUGGUGGUGGUGCUGGUGGAGGUGGAGGUGGGGAAGGUGGUUCUGGGGAGGGUGGAGGUGGGUUUGGGCCAGGGAAGGAGGCGAUUGGGCGGACCAUGUCUCUCCAGGCGAUGUCGCAGCAGGAUGCUGCGAGCAAGCUGAAGAACUUCUUGACAUGGCGCAGAAACAAGUCGUCAAAGGACCUGGAGGAGACGGCUGCUGGUGGUGCUGGUGGUGGUGUUGGUGGUGGUGAUGGUGCCGGUGCUGAUGCUCUUUCUGCUGCGGCUGUUCGAGCAGCAGCAAGGUACGAAGGGGAGGGAGGGAGGCGGCACAGCAACGCGCCAAGAGGAGCAGGAGGAGGAACAGGAGGAGGAGGAGGAGGAGGAGGAGGAGGAGGUGGAGGAGGAGGGGCAGGGGGAGGAGAGGAGGGAGGAGGGGGAGAGGGGUCCCAGGAGGAGGAGAGGAGGGAGGCCAUUCUCCGAAAGCUCAAGAUGAAGCAGCCACCUCCCAGCAUGAUGAUGAUCUCUGAUCUUACCGUCGGUGAUUCCUUCAGUCUCGUCCGUCGAUCCGUCUCCCGCCCAGACAAGGACAAUCUGCACCGUCGAUUCCCGGGAUUCAAGGACCGGCACCUGCUGGCGCAGGAGCGUCAGAUCUUUAAUCUCCAGCAGGCAGAAGCUGCGGCUGCGCUUAGAAAAUCUAAUAUUUCUGCCGAUGCGUCCGUUGGGAAGACGCCGAGGGUUGUCGCCCCGGAGAAGCGCGAGCCGAGGGUGCCGUCCGCGCCGCCCAGGCCGCGAACCACCCGCCCGAGCCUGCUGGACGAGGACACGGAGCUGACGGCCGCCGCCGCCCUGCUCAACAAAGCGGUCGGCGGGGUGCCGGUGCCGCCGCCCCUGCCGCCGCCCGGCGCCCCGCCGCUGCCGCCCGCCAUGCCCAAGGGCGGGAAGCUGGGGGGGAGGGCGGAGUGGGACGAGGAGGGGAUGAGAAGGGCGCCUGAGGUGGUGGCGUUCUAUCAGCAGCUGAUGAAGAUGCAGCGAGAGGCGUUGGGAGGGGUUGGAGGCGGUAGGGAAGGGGAGGAGGGCUUGAGUAUGGCGGCUGUGAGGGGGGAUAUGAUUGGGGAGAUCGAAGGGCGCUCGUCCCACCUGCUUGCGAUCAAGCAAGACGUGGAGAUGCAGGGCGACUUCAUCAACACGUUGGCGCGGGAGGUGCGGGAGGCAUCCUACUACGACAUUGAAGACGUGGUGGCGUUUGUCAACUGGCUGGACGAGGAGCUCGCCUUCCUGGUGGACGAGCGGGCAGUGCUGAAGCACUUCGACUGGCCAGAAGCCAAGGCAGACGCGCUGAGAGAGGCGGCGUUUGAGUUCCAAGACCUCGUGCGGCUGGAGAGGGACCUGGCUGGCUACGUGGACAACCCCGAGGUGCCCACGGACCAGGCGCUCAAGAAGAUGUUCCUCGUGCUUGAGAAGGUGGAGCAGAGCAUAUACGCCCUCCUGCGCACGAGGGACAUGGCCAUCUCUCGUUACGCUGAGUUCGGGGUGCCCACCUACUGGAUUCUCGACAACGGCAUUGUGGGCAAGAUCCGCCUGGCCUCGGUGCGCCUCGCCCGCUGCUACAUCACGCGGGUCACAUCAGAGCUCGACAAGCUGGGCGACGAGCCCGAGAGCGAGCCAAUCCGCGAGUUUCUUCUGCUGCAGGCCGUGCGCUUUGCCUUCCGCACGCACCAGUUUGCCGGAGGGUUUGAUGCAGAAAGCAUGCGUGCGUUUGAUGAGCUUCGGGCACGGGCCAAUCUUGGGAGCAGCAGCAGCCUUGGCCCUGCUGCUCCUGCUGCUGCUGCUGCUGCUGCUGCUGAUGCUGCUGAUGUUGAUGCCUCUGAUGCUGCUGGUGCUGGUGCUGAUGGUGUUGGCAGUGCAACUGCGGUUGCUGAUACCAAUGAUGCAAGUGCUGGUACCAAUGGUGGGGGGGUAUUGCCAAGUGAGGAAGCUGGAAUGGCUGAUGCAGGUGCAUCGGAACUUCUGGUUGAUGCUUUGGCAGUUGCUGUUGAUGUGGAUGGCACAGCCGAUCACGACGCUGAAAAGAUCUAGACUUCACAUGCUAUAUACGAAUGAAGUUGGUGCUGGAGUGACAUUGCGGGUGGAUUAAUAAGCUAGCUGUGUGACAUCAUUUUUAUUCAAUUUGGUAGAGAUUUGGAAGAAUGCAACACGUAUUGAGAAAUUUGAAGUUGAGCAC